AUGGCCUCUCCACUCAAUGAUCAGGCAACAUUUGAAAGGCUCAUGGGCUCGCUCAGCGGGCAGCAACGCGAACUGUUCGACAAGCUCCGCAUUAGAGAUAUGGUUCUACAGCCUACAGUCUCGCAUGAAGAGAGAGGUCGUCGCAAUCUCGAAGAAUGCCAGCGGAAUCUCGAUACAAGCCGGCAGAUUCUCGAAGAAAGCCAACGGAACUUGCAACAACUCGAUAGGCGCGAGAAGAACAUCCAGAAUGGCAUUCAAACCCCAUCUCUGGCAUCUACAAAAACGUCUCAUCAACAGUCUUAUGAGAUCAAAUUCGGUCUUCGCCAUGACGCCGGAGGAGUGAUCGACAGGAUGACAAAUGAAGAGAUUGUGAGAUGUCUUACCCGCAAUAAUGCUCCAUUCGAUCAGAUUCAAGCAUGCCGCGUUCACGCGACUGCGUUGGUGCUCAUGGUGUCCAACCCAGAAGCUGAGGCAGCCAUCCAUGCUCACCAGCAUCAGAUUGGACCUAUGCUUGGGAUACCAAAGGACGAUUGUCAUCUGCUACGACCAUCCUUCCAAGUCCAGAUACACAACUUCAGAUAUCGAGAAAACGGUCAAUUCAACCGUCCCAACGACUUCAUCGCCACUUGGAGCGCGCAGAAUGAGGUCCAUAUCGUUGACGCGCGAUGGACAUACAAGAAGCUUGUAUGGACUCUUGAUCGCCUGGGCGAUGCACAAAAGCUUGUAAAGAAUGUCACGGUGUGGCUGAGCGGCUACCAGGCAAACGCGACAGCUUUUGACAAGCGCUCUACUCCGAAACAGUGUCAUACAUGUGGAAAGCCAGGUCAUUUGAAAAGCCAAUGUCCAGAUCCAUCCAAGCCUUUUUGUCUUCGUUGUGGACGGCAAACUAAAGAGCACAAUGCAUGGGAUGGUGGUUGCAAAGGGCCGGAGUGCUGCGUCAAUUGUGGGAGAAGCCAUCCCGCAUGGAGUCCACAAUGCCAGGACCCAAGGAUGCGGAGGGCACGUGAGGAAAGCCGUUCCUACGCCACAAAACAGGUGUUCUGGGAGAGGUUUCCUGCCACAAACUCAGACCCCACGACGAACGCCUGGCUGAAGGCUGUGCAAACUAACUCGCGCAAACGCCAGCGCGCUGAUGUCGACGAGAACUUUCCAUCUCGUGCGACGACGUCUGCCCAUUCUGACACUAAGCCAAAAGACCGUGCAUCCGCAUUACCCUCUCGAGCGCCAUCUGGAUCGUGGAACGAGAGCCACAUGGAUGAUUCCUCGAUGCAUGCCACAUCCUCUCAAGUGGCCUCCACUCGUUCUUCACAGUUCUCUUUGGAACCUACGCAACCAGAUAUCGCAAUUUCUUCGAUGUCAUCAACUGAAUCACUCGCGAUGCCGACGGAAACUGUAUCGCAACCUUCGCCACAACCGACCCCACCUAGAGCCAUGGCUGGUACAACAGCACUCACACCGUCUCCUCAAACGCCUUCGCGACCACGCACUCGAAACCCGUACUCUGACCGAUCCACCGCUCGCAUGCCACAAUUACCCGGACCCCAAAUACAAAUGCCAAACGAGUUCUCCCAACGCCAGAUGGGUCCCAGACCCUGCAUCAUCGCGGAGACACCCAAUGCACCUUCGGCCCCUAUCAAAUUGCUUCCAUCAGACACUUCUAAAAACCUGAAGAUCAAGACCACACGCGUUCGCCGCUUGGGCGGUAACAACAUCCAUCGAGCAAGGACAGAAAUGCCGAGAGACCUCCAUGUUGCAUUUCAUAACUUCCAGCGUCAGACAGUAAAUCCUGCUUAUGAUUAG
Molecule: messenger RNA, 1800 nt
Organism: Alternaria burnsii
Lineage: Eukaryota; Fungi; Ascomycota; Dothideomycetes; Pleosporales; Pleosporaceae
Exons: 1
Coding region: 1-1800 (599 amino acids)
Molecular function (GO): zinc ion binding; nucleic acid binding
Source: RefSeq, a predicted model, not a curated record